AUGUCCAAGAACAGCAAGUACCUCCUCCUCUCGCUACCAACCUCGAUCGUCCCCUCGCACCACCGCGACGACGCCCUCGACGCCGUCUCCACCACCGUCUCCCCCGAGAAUGGCUCCGCCGCCUCCUUCCCCAUCCCGGAGUUCAAGAUCGGUACCCUAGAUGCGCUGGUCCAGCAGGCGGAUGAGCUGUCGAAGCUCGAGGGCCAGUGUCAGGGUGUGGUCGCCAAGGUCGGGGAUGCACUGCGGAAUAUCCUGGAUGGGGACGAGGGUCAGAUUGAGCGAAUGAAGGUUGUCAAUGAUAAACCGGUUGAUCAGUACCUGCGGACGUUCCAGUGGAAUAAGGUCAAGUAUCGGGCUGAUAAGUCGCUUUCGGAGUUGAUUGAUCUGCUGCAUAAGGAAGCUGCGAGUAUCGACAACGACAUUCGAUUCAAGUACUCGCAAUAUAACCAGGUUAAGAACACGUUGGCGACGCUCCAGCGGAAACAAACAGGAAACCUCUCCACAAAAUCCCUCGCCUCCGUCGUCGACCCCCGCUCCAUCGUCCAGGAGUCCGAGUUCAUUGAAACCCACCUGAUCGCCGUACCCUCGCAGCAAGUCAAGGAAUUCCUCAAGAGCUACGAAACCGUCGCACCAAUGGUUGUCCCCCGAUCCGCCCAAUUGGUCGCCGAGGACAACGAGUUCUCCCUGUACGCCGUAACGACUUUCAAGAAGCACAGCGUCGAGUUCGUGCACAAGUGCCGCGAGAACAAGUGGAUUCCGCGGGACUUCAAGUACGUCGAGGGCGGGAAGGAAGAGGAGCGCAAGGAGGUUGAGCGCGUUGGAGGUGAUGAGCGGAAGUUGUGGGGGGAGACGUUGCGUCUUGGUCGGACGGCUUGGAGUGAGGCUGUUAUGGUUUGGAUUCAUGUGCUGGUUCUGCGUGUGUUUGUUGAGACAGUUCUGAGGUAUGGGUUGCCUCUGGAUUUCGUGGCUGCUUUGGUUCGGACCCCCUCCUCGAAGCAGGCAGACAAGGCCAAGAAGAACCUCGACGACAAGUACUCAUACCUUGCCGGCAAUGCGUUCGGCCGUGACAAGAAGGGCCGCAUGCAGCGGGAUGAUCCGAGUGAUAUGCAUCCCGGCGGUGAGGGCGCAGGCGCAGAGUACACGCCAUACGUGUUCUACGAGUUUGAGUUUGUCUAG
Molecule: messenger RNA, 1176 nt
Organism: Penicillium argentinense
Lineage: Eukaryota; Fungi; Ascomycota; Eurotiomycetes; Eurotiales; Aspergillaceae
Product: H(+)-transporting V1 sector ATPase subunit C
Exons: 5
Coding region: 1-1176 (391 amino acids)
Biological process (GO): proton transmembrane transport
Cellular component (GO): vacuolar proton-transporting V-type ATPase, V1 domain
Molecular function (GO): proton-transporting ATPase activity, rotational mechanism
Source: RefSeq, a predicted model, not a curated record